UGAUGUCAUAAUAUUUUCAACCAAUCGGGUAACAUCAUCAUUCAGUUGUUGAUCACAAUUUUUGAUGUGUUUGUUGCAUAGAAGAUACGAAUGAUUUCGCUGCCUGAGUAUUGGAGAUGUAAAAAGUUGGCUGUGCACUCGAAUUUGCCCUGAAUCAAUGUCCUAAUGGCAAACCCAGAAAAACAUCAUUUAUCUGUUGGAACAGAGGUUAGCGCCAAAUACAGAGGUGCAUUCUGUGAAGCAAAGAUAAAAUCUGUUAAAAAGAAUGUCAACUUUCGUGUUAUGCAGAAAAAAGACAAUAAGUUCUAUUAUGUGAAUGAAGAUUCAAUAAAGGGAAAUUUAAAGUUGGGAUCAACAGUAGAAGCUCAGUUUCCUGAGCAACAUGGUUGGUGUGAGGGAGUUAUACAAAGUGUUCGUGACAAGAGCAUUUACACUGUCGAGUUUGAUGAUGGGGAUGUAAGAACCUUAUCUCGAGGAUCUUUAUGUUUGCAAGGGGUUCGUCAUUAUGCUGAAAGUGAAACUCUGGAUCAUCUUCCUUUGACUGACCCAGAAAAUUUUGGAACCCCAGUUCUUAAUGGGAAGAGAAAACCAAAGCGAAAAACACCACAAAGUUCAUCAGCUUUGGAUGAAAGUGAAGAACAUUGUACACCAGACCGUGAACCACCAGCUAAAAGAAAACUAAACUCUCCAAAAAGUGAUGCAAAGGAUAUUGAAGACAAGCAUGAUGUAGAUUGCGAUGAAUUAAGAAUCAAGUGGCUUGCCGAUUCAAUGAUGGGAAAUCUAGUUCUUGUAGAACCCACUGAUAAAAGAAAACAUUGGUACCCUGCUGUGGUGGUUAACCCAAUGUGUUAUGAGAAUUACAAUGAAGUAAAGGAUAAUCAUUUUGUGAUUCGCUCGUUUAAAACUGGCAAAAUAGCACGAGUGUUGAGGUGCAAUAAACUUACAAGAAACAAUGGACCUUUUAAGGUUGAACCAUCAUGGAAAGAUGUAUUGGAUGAUGCUUUUCGCUGGGAAGAGACCGGAGCCAUUCCCGAUGUUUGGAAGACAGAUAUCAAAGAUAUAUUUGAUGAAGAUGAAGGAGAACAAAAGCUUCAUGGCAUGAAUGACGAGAAUCAUGAUUUUCUUGAGCAACUUUACAAGUUCAUGGAAGAUAGAGGAACACCUGUGAACAAGACUCCAGUCCUUGGCUAUAAAGACUUGGACCUAUUUAUGCUUUACAAUCUGGUGCAAGCCAAGGGUGGUUUCCAUGCAGUAUCUUUGUCAACUGAUUGGAGAGAUAUUUACACAGAACUUGGUAUUCCUAAGCUUACUCAAGCAGCUGGUCAUCAUGUAAAGAAUGCUUAUAUUAAAUAUCUGCUCAAUUUUGAAGAAUAUAUGAUAAGCUUCAGGCAAAGGAAUAAAGUGCAGAAUAAUUCUGGUCUCUCUAAAAGUGAUCCUGUUGCCAAAGUAAAAAAGGAGAAGUUGAAAAGUGGUCGAUCAUCACCUCCAGUACGAGAUGAUGAAGAUGGAAGUUUAAGGAGGACAAGUCGGCGACGGAAAGUAUCAGAAUGUAGCUCUGUUGGUGAUUCAGAUUUGCUCAAGGAAAUAAAAAGGGGAAGAAAAAGUCGUCAAGAAGAUAUGAAACGAGAUUCUGAUGUUGAUGAUGCAAGUUCUACAACUGGUUCGGAAAAAUCGGUCACUAGAGGUCGUUUGGCGAGUGAGGCGACAUCUGGUGUCAAGAAAGAUCGGAGGAGAUCAAACAGUGGAACUCCUGGGAGGAGGAAGAACGUUGUUUAUAAGAUCGGUGAUAAACUCAAGGUGAAGUAUGGGAAAGAUUCAUUUAAGUUGUAUCAUGCUAAAGUUGUGAGUGUUGAAUGUAUUGAGGGACAAGAAACAAGAUAUUUUGUGCAUUAUGCUGGUUGGAACAGCAGACAUGAUGAGUGGAUCAAAUCAUGGCAAAUAUCAAGUUGUGUGAGUGAAAGUUCCACAAGUGCAUCUUCGUCCAACUCUCCAACUACUACACUAAAGGGAAAACGACCAAAAACUCCAGUUCCUUUUGAAGGAAAGCUUGAAAGUGAAAGUGCAAAUGGUAAGGUUGCUGUCGGUUCAACAACCAAAGAAGUUUUAAAAAGUGUAACUCAAGCUCUAACUUUUACAACAUCUUCAAAUGAUCAGGAGAUUAAUAAAGAAAUUAUUUCUGAAGUAAAGAAACAAGAAGAGAAACCAAAGACGAGGAUGCGAAGAAGAAGCACAUCCUCUUCCACUCCUCCUCCCGCUCCUGUGGCAUCCACGUCAACAGAGAAGCGAGCUUUGUCCGAGGAGAAAAUUUUAACAUGCCAAACCAGUUUGGUAAAAUCAAGUGAAGCAUCAGAAGGUGCCGACUUAAAAUCAAACACUAGAUCUACUGGAAGAAUAUCGCCACUUAUCUCGGGAUCUUUCCCAUCAAGCAGGCGAACAUCUACACGGAGAUCAAAGUCACCUGCGUACCUCCGCGAAUCAACAUUAUAUGGAAUAAGUAAGCGAAUCAGAACCAACAGCACAACCUCAGCAUCAGAAGAAACAACAUCUGCAGAGACUCAAACUGAACAAGUCCUGGAAACUGAUGCAAGUUCCGAUGUCUCCAAAUCUGCUCAUUCAUCCCCAUCUCUUGAUCAUCAAUCCUCUCAAUCUACAUCGAAUGAUGAAAGUGGUGAAAAAUCAUUGAACCAUGAACAAAAACAAACUCAGCGAAAGUCUGAUGAAUUGAGAGAAAAGUUGACAGAUAUUAAAGAAGAGAACGACUCUUCAGAUGAAAGUGAACAAAAGGAAGAUGCUGAUGAAGACACUCAAGUGGAGCAAGUUACUGGUACUGGUACGGAUGUUUGUGAAACAUCAACAAGUGCUCCCCUUCCAAUAAAUGAAGAUGUAGAAGAGGAGCAAAAUGAUGAAGGUAACUCCAAUAUUGCUGAGGAAAAUGGCAGUGAAUCUUCAAAUGAAGAAGUGGAUGAAAAUUCUAAAUCCUCCCCACACCAGGAACCACACAAUGACCUUCAAGGUUAUGUUGAACCAGCAAUACCUGAUGUAGUACCUCCAAUAAUACCCUUACAAGCACCUUCCAGUAGUAAGGUUUUGGUCGAAAACACACCGCCCACAACACCUGAACCAUCACCGGAUCAUUUCUAUGAAGAACAAGUUGAAAGCGACAACAUUCCUAACAUGGGAAGCGGUUCAAGCUCGUUAAGUGGGAUGGAGAUCAAUCAAUCCUCACCUGGAUGCAAAGAUGAAAAUAAAAGUGAGGGUGAACCAAAGAGGAAGAAAAGAGGGAGAUCCGGUCAAUCGAGACGGAGUUCAAAAGCUGAUCCUCAAUGCGAAAAUCAUGAUACUGAAAGUGAAGAAGAUACCCCACCCGGUGGUCAGUGUGAUAGUAAUGCAAAAGGUCGUCGACGAAUUAAUAAACGAAAAGCGAAACCGAAACCUGCUCCACCCACUGCCCCACCACCUGUUAUGUUUGAAGAACUUGCACUAAUGACACCUGAGCAGCGUAUUGCUGUUUUGCAAGCCAAACUAUCUGAGAUGAGAACCGUCUAUCAGCAAUUGAAGCAGGAAGUUCAAUCGAUUGAUCGGAAGAGGAAACGGGCCAAGAGGAGAGAACAAGAAGUUGCCGGUUCAAACUCACCGAAUAAAAUUCUUCCUUCUCCAAUGAAGCGUGAACAUUCUGAUGAGAGCGCUUCUAGUGGCGAAAACACAGCAAAAGAUGUAGACACUCAGUCUAUUUUCGUGUCGAAGACUUAACAUUCAUAAAUCUAAGUUUUCUGCACUGCCUUUUGCUACAUUCGCCAAAUUUAUUACCACCGACUCAUUUCUUUUAUACAAUCAGCUCUUUGUGUAUUCGUUGAUGUUUUAUUUAUUGAGCAGUUCUGGUUUACAACCAAAGUUGCCUAUUUAUUUGAACAACUGCUCUCCUAUCAUUACCAUGUUUUAAACCCUUAGUGGGUUUAGAAAGAUAUUUCAUAACAUGCUGCGUAUGACCGACCGUACAACAAGCUGCAUGCUCUCUACUGCUCCAUGUGGAAUAAAGCACUUUGUAGUUUUACAAGAAACCACCGUUUUAUUGCCAUUUCGUUUCUUUUCAAAGAGUUUCCCCAUCGUGCUUUGUUUCCAUGUGCAUUAUGUUUAAUUGCUGUCUUGCAAAGCGGCAUGUAAGUUUCCCAGCAAACUGGAUGACACAACCUAUAAUGCCCCAAGUCCGGUCUUCCAGCAGCUGCUGACCAUCAACUCACUUAAGAGUUGUUUUGUUUUUAUCUUUCUCCGAGAGAAUCUUAUUUUCUACAAAAUUCGAAAAAUGUAAAAAAAUCGUUUAUUGAGCUUGGUCCGUUUCACAUUCUUACCACAGAGCUCGUAUUGUUGUGUAAAUAUUUAAAUCUAAUACAGAAAGUUAAACCUAGUAGGUUUAGUUUCUCACGAA
This is a messenger RNA of Ciona intestinalis (vase tunicate), 4423 nucleotides long. The record is from RefSeq and is a predicted model, not a curated record. NCBI's taxonomy places the organism in Eukaryota, Metazoa, Chordata, Ascidiacea, Phlebobranchia, Cionidae.